AUGAGACGAGGCGCAGACGGCGAGCGCGGCUACAUGCAGAUGAGCCGGACCUGGACCCCAAUAGGGACACCCCAGGACGCCACUUACACGUUUGGACCGGACCCUCAGUACCCGGACCCGGACUCGGACCCAGACCCGGACCCGGACCCGGACCCGGACCCGGACCCGGACCCGGACACAGAUUUGGACUCGGAUUCGGACUCGGAUCCAGAUCUACAUUUAAUAUUCACGUUCUAA
Molecule: messenger RNA, 237 nt
Organism: Knipowitschia caucasica
Lineage: Eukaryota; Metazoa; Chordata; Actinopteri; Gobiiformes; Gobiidae
Source: the annotation of a GenBank genome assembly